AUGAAAAAAUAUAUAUACAGAAUAGGAGUUUGUGCGGUUGGAAUAUCCCUAGCCAUGUGCAGUGCUUUAAUAGAGCCUGCACUGUGGAACCAUUUGAUAAGAACAAUCGGCGUAAUCGAAGAAACGUACACAGAGUGUAUGCAUGGAGCCAACAGCAUAAGAAGCAUGGAAAAAAACAAAGAGUCCGCGGAUGUUAUGACGGAUAUUAUGAAGGAUCUGCACCACAUAUACAUGGCCAAUCAGAAUGUGAACUAUCUGGCAUACUUGCUAGAAAACAACAUUCUAUCCUAUAAAAACGUAAGAAAAACAUGCAAAAAAAUAAGAAGCCAUAUCCAAAGUCUGCACAUAUGCCAGAGAACCGAUCUAUAUAAGGACAUGCACAUUUGCAUUAAAAAGUACAACAGAAGCAAAAUGCCACGGGAAAACAUUGUGUUUCUCCUAGAGCACUGCAUGUUCAUAGAGUUUGCUGUUAAAAGGCUGUUGAGCAAAGAACAGGAAUUCUUUCUUGAAAACCCCUGGCAGCGUAGAAAAAAGUAUGCUGUUACGCAGAAGCUGGUAAACAUAUGCCAAAAAGCCAAACAAAAAACCCUACAGUGUGCGUGCAGCUAG
Molecule: messenger RNA, 609 nt
Organism: Nematocida major
Lineage: Eukaryota; Fungi; Microsporidia
Exons: 1
Coding region: 1-609 (202 amino acids)
Source: RefSeq, a predicted model, not a curated record